AUGAAACUGGGUCAAAAAGUCCAGACUUCAUCCGUCACCGUGUCUGAAACGAAUCGGACGUUUAUUAAAAUCAGAAUUACUUUUGUGGACAUGAUCCGCUUCGGGCUGGAGGAUGAGGAGGAUGAAGAGGAUGCAGAGACUCAGUACAUGAUCCAACAGAGUCUGUUGGAGAGCAGCAAACAGAGGGACGCCCCCCCGACACCAGACCACCACAGCUCUGGUUCGGUGUCUGCAGGCGGCAGCAGGAUCUUCACAGCCAUACGACGAGGCGACGAGAAGCUCCUGGAGGAUCUGUGUGUCCGACACAAAGACGAGUUCCUGCAGAGAGACGGCCGGGGCUGGAGUCCUCUCCACGAAGCUGCAGCUCAGAGCAACCUCACCCUGCUGCAGCUCACAUGUGGAGCUUCAGGCCCAGACUCGUUGGAGAGCCAGACCCUCCGUGGUCAGACGCCCCUCUUCCUGGCAGUAGAAGGAGGUUUGAUGGAAAACGCCUCCUUUCUCCUGGACUGCGGAGCUCAGCUGGACUGUCAGGACAAGGACCAGGACUCUCCUCUGUUUGUAGCGAUCCGCUCGGACCGCGCCGACCUGGUGAAGCUGCUGCUGCUGCGUGGAUCCAACGUGGACCAGACGGGCUGCCACGCCCGCCGGCCCCUCCACGAAGCGUCCAAGCUGGGCAGAGCGGGUCUGGUGGCCCUGCUGCUGGGGGCCGGAGCGCACCCGGACCCCCGCAGCAGCUACGGCCUGACGCCUCUGGCCCUGGCUGCUCAGGGGGGGCACGUGGAGGUGGUGGAGACUCUGCUGAGGACAGGAGCUGACGUCCUCUCCCAGGCCCACGAUGAAGCCUCCAUCCUCUAUGAAGCUGCGGUUUCAGGAGAUCCGGCCGUCGUGGCUCUGCUGCUGGAGCACGGAGCCGACGCCAACGUCUCCAACCACACGGGGCACCUCCCGAUCCACCGCAUGGCGCACCGCGGACACCUGCAAUCCCUGAAGCUGCUGCUUCCUGUCACUUCUAUGGCCGACGUGAACGACAGCGGGAUCAGUCCUCUUCACUCAGCUGCUGCUGAGGGACACACACACUGCAUCAAGGCCUUGCUGGAUGCGGGUUAUGAUCCCAACUUCAUGCUCCAUCCCUGGAUCCGCCGCAGCUACGACGACGAGAGGAAGUCCGCCCUCUUCUUCGCUGUGUCCAAUAACGACACGGCGUCGGUGAAACUGCUGCUGGAGGCCGGAGCCAUGGCCAACCAAGACCCGGUGAAAUGUCUGCAGGUGGCGCUCCGUCUGGGCAACUACGAGUUGAUCAACUUGUUGCUGCGGUACGGAGCCAACGUGAACUACUACUGCAGGAUAAACACGACUCACUUCCCCUCGGCGCUGCAGUACGCCCUCAAAGACGAGGUGGUCCUCAGGAUGCUGUGUAACUAUGGUUACGACGCGGCGCGCUGCUUCGACUGUCCCUACGGCGACCGCUCACACGUUCCUGAGGACUACGAGGGCUGGACCUGCACCGUGAUCAAAGACACGCUGUUCUGUGAGGUCAUCACCGUCUCCUGGCUGAUACACCUGUCGGGUCACAUGGUCCGCGUCCUGCUGGAUUACCUGGAUCACGUGACCCUGUGCUCCAAGCUGAAGGCGGUGCUGGCGGAGCAGGAGCAGUGGGCCGAUAUCUGCAGAGUUCAAGAAAACGCCCGCUGCCUGCGGCACCUCUGGAUUCGUCGGUGUCUCGGUCGACUCCGGCUCCGGUCCCCGGUCUUCAUGAGCUUUGUGCCGCUGCCAGAGCGGCUGAAGGACUACAUCCUGUACCGGGAGCACGAGCUGUGGAGGCCACCGGGCUGAGCCCCACAGAGAGCAGGAGUCCAGAGUCCAGUUCACCUUAAAUACGACAAAACGAAGUCGUGUUCGGAGAGAAAAAAUGAAAACUGCUUGAUUCGUCCCAUAUUCUGUGUUUUCACUCAGGAGUGAUGCUGGACAAAAAGACACACUGGGGGACAGGACAGGGUAACGAGACACCUCCUAAUACAGCUCCCAGAGGUACUAAAUUACCCCAAAGGUAUCCUGUAAUCACACUGGAAGUAAUCCCACAAGUACCAAAUACCCUGUAGGUACUCUCAUAAAUACCCUGUCAUUGCUUUGUAUGUACCCCUUAAAGUACCCAGUACAUACCCCGAAAGUACCCAGUACAUAACCCAUACGUGCCCCGAAAGUACCCCAUACAUGCCCCGAAAGUACCCCAUACAUGCCCCGAAAGUACCCAGUACAUGCCCCGAAAGUACCCCGUACCUGCCUCGAAAGUACCCCGUACGUGUCUCGAAAGAAACUCGUAUGUUCCCCGAAAGUACCCCGUACGUGCCCUGAAAGUACCCCAUACCUGCCUCGAAAGUACCCCAUACGUGUCUCGAAAGAAACCCGUAUGUUCCCCGAAAGUACCCCGUACGUGCCCUGAAAGUACCCCAUACGUGCCCCGAAAGUACCCAGUACAUGCCCCGAAAGUACCCCAUACAUGCCCCGAAAGUACCCAGUACAUGCCCCGAAAGUACCCCGUAUGUUCCCCGAAAGUACCCCAUAUGUGCCCUGAAAGUACCCCGUACGUUCCCCGAAAGUACCUCAUAUGUGCCCUGAAAGUACCCCGUAUAUGCCCUGAAAUUACCCUGUAUUUACCCCAAAUGUACCCCGUACAUGCCCUGAAAGUACCCCAAUAAGUAC
This is a messenger RNA of Nematolebias whitei (Rio pearlfish), 2700 nucleotides long. RefSeq names its product dynein heavy chain 12, axonemal-like. Lineage: Eukaryota; Metazoa; Chordata; Actinopteri; Cyprinodontiformes; Rivulidae. Gene Ontology annotation, molecular function: protein binding. Gene Ontology annotation, cellular component: nucleus; cytoplasm. The record is from RefSeq and is a predicted model, not a curated record.